UAAGGAAAAAAUAUUGCUUGAAUAAAAAUUUGUGAAAAAAGCUGUAAUUGAAAAAUGGCUAAGUGUGAUCCGGCUCGCUGCGAGGAAACCUGCAAGGAGCAAUGUUUCUUUCUUUUAGAAUUAUACGUUUGUCAAAUAAGAAGUCAGCGAUUAGCUAAACUUAACGAAAUGUUUUUUGUACCAACAACCGUCGCAUUUAAAUUUCUCGAUUUCGACUGGGACGAUAGUCUUCAACUAACGCCGGUGGAUCCUAUGUUUGAGCCUCAACCAGGAACUGCCGCCAAUAUCGAACCUUUUUACUCCGGCCGAUCGGUUCUUUUUGCUCUUGAUCAGGAUUCUGUCGUGGAUAUGUGCAAAGAAUUCAGAAUUGUUUUGAACGUCUUCAAAAAAAUGCCCCAAGACAUAAAACCAGAUGUCCUUGUAGGAUAUACAGAGAUCGAUAUGAGUAUUCAUUUCGCAGCACUGCGCAAAGAAAUAAUCGACAGUUCGCGCUACGCCGGAGCUAAUCUAUCCAAUCCCUCAAAAACAUUCCAGGGCGAGCUGCCCUUAGCAUUCGGAAACACAAUCUCGGGUAGUAUAUGCAUUCUGAGCCGUAUCUCUGGUUGCGGUCAGACGAUAGUUACAGAGCUCCAGUCUCCGGAUAUCAACUCAACUUCAACAUCAAGUUUCAUUGUCAAGGCCAAUGAUCAAAACCAGUGCACCACACCGCUAAACUACAAAUGCCGCGUUCUCGACCAUACGAGUUGCGACCUUGACGUUCUGGAGGAGAGUGGUACCGCCGCAAAGGAGAAGAAAGAUUGCAUAGUGUGCAAGCCGCCAAAACUCCCGUGUUCACCAUGUCGCAUUGGCUCAGGAGCAAGAAUAUCCGCCAGUCCCGCUAGAGAGAUUAAUAAAUGUGAAAAAUCGACAGGCCAAGAAGAGACUAACAACAACUGUAAGCCCAUUCAGACGAGUCGUGGUCCUAAGGAACCCUGCGGCAAGGCUGUUGUCCUCAAGGUUUCAGGACUAACGGACGCCAGCAAUGAUUCGAAUGAUAACGGACGACAGGCCUGCGUGACCGUGGCGACAGAAAAAGAGGCCGCAACCGCGGAGGAUCUACGUGAUCCCGACCAUGACAUCUUCAUCUUGAGGAUUGGUAAGAAGGGCAUUGUUGGAGCUGGCGAAAAGUCUGACAUACAGCUAGAAAUGAGGACGCCCAAAGGCCCAGAACGACGACCUCCGCUGCGCUUGGAAACCCGUGAGAUGCAGACCGAGGAGGAUACAAACGAAAAGAAGGUCGCCACCAAGAGCAAGAAGAAAAAAUAACAAAAAGCUCUUUCAAUUAUAGAAACUUGAGGCUAUGUUCGUUUCUGUUGAGUAUUUAAGUAACAACAUCGAGCUUAUUUAUUAUCUACGGCGUAUCAUUAAAAUCGUUAAAUAAUGGCUUACGCCUGUCC
Ceratosolen solmsi marchali is the source of this 1436-nucleotide messenger RNA. RefSeq lists its product as uncharacterized. Bases 55 to 1305 code for a protein of 416 amino acids. The transcript is spliced from 4 exons. Lineage: Eukaryota; Metazoa; Arthropoda; Insecta; Hymenoptera; Agaonidae. The record is from RefSeq and is a predicted model, not a curated record.